Messenger RNA from Thyridium curvatum, 1179 nucleotides. RefSeq lists its product as uncharacterized. NCBI's taxonomy places the organism in Eukaryota, Fungi, Ascomycota, Sordariomycetes, Thyridiales, Thyridiaceae. The record is from RefSeq and is a predicted model, not a curated record. The coding region runs from base 1 to 1179 and encodes 392 amino acids. The transcript has 2 exons.
AUGACUCGCACACUGCCGUGGAAGCGCCGUGGCGCAUCGAAUCCCGUGGCCGUCAAACGCGAAUCGAACGCCAGCCCUUCAUCAUCACGAGGUCGCAGCCCGAUCAAGCGGGAUCCCGGCCGACCAAGUCCCACUCCCAAGAGGGAGCGCGAUCUAUCUCGUGACGACAAGAAACCGCGAUCCAACCUUUCUCUCAAGCGAAGUGCGCAUAGCAGCAGCUCUGAGCCUCCUGACUGGCUUACUAACAGCUCACCAGACCGCACACCGUCUACAUCGCCCCCGCCCGCUCCUCCCACCGAGAGCCUCAUGAUAGAGGGCGCUGACAACGACGACAAGUACCGCAUGGUCGAGGACGAGCUCCUCGCCACGGCAAAGAUGUUCACAGCACACCUGCACAACGCCGAGUACCAGCGGCUCAAGAAGCUCGCCAAGUCGCAGAACGCAGAGACGAUUAAGAACAUCUCGCGGCCCGUGACGGGCAACAUGACGGACCUUGUGCGCCGCCGGCAGACCACGCUCAGCCGGACGGCACGGCAGCGAGCCGGGAUCAAGAGGGCGCGUGCUCGGGUGAACGAUGGCGAUGGGGAUAGCGAUGACGACGAGGGAGAUGCGGCGUUUGCGGGCACGGCGCUGCAGGGCCUCAUGGCCAGUCCGAGGAAGACUGCGGUGCCGCUGACAGCGCUCACGUCUGUGGCUGGCGGGACGAGGGCUGCUGCUGGGCUUGCCGGAAAUUCGCCUUCCAGGCGAUCGCGAUUUGGGCCUGGUGCUUGGGAUAAGACAGGAACGGCUGGUGCCACAGAAUCUGCGACAGCAUCUUCUGGUGAUGACGGCGAUGACCUUGAUGGGGUUACUACGUUCGACCCAUACAAGCAGUCGCAUCAAAGCCGGCCCCCCAUUCGGCCAGCACGGCCAGCGGGGCGAAGCACUGAGAACCACCGAGGGCCAUCGAAUACACCGACCACAUUUCAGGAUCGACGGACGGUGAUACAGACGCACCCACCCGAGCCGCAAGCCGAUGAGGAGGAAGAUUUCGGAGGCUUCGGCGCCGAGGACAUUAUGCGGCGAGCGAGGGAGCGGCGCGAACGGGACCGAGCACGCCGUGCCGGGCGGGGUGCCAGAGAGAAGAAGGCCAAAGACGAGAAGGAUUCAUUUAAGGAUGUGGUUCCUUCCUGGAUAUGA